AUGGCCAAACGCUCUCGUGACGCCGAUGCCAAUCCGGAAGAAAAGCGGACCACAGAACCCCCGGUCAAGAAGAGGAAGGGCUUCUCAGUUGGCCCUGCAAACCUGCCUGAUGGGACCUACCGUCGCAAAGCCCAAAAAAUAAAGUCCGACCUGAUCCAAAAGGCCAAAGUAAAAAAGGCCUAUGCCAAAAUCAAAGCCGAGGAACUCGCGUCAGCACCCAAAAGACCCAUUUAUGCGACCGAGGAACAUGUGGAGAGUGAAAACGCGAAAGGCGAUAACGUCGUUGAUCCCGCCCCGGCGUCUUUGGAGCUACAUCCAGACCGACAGGCCAUGCUGAACGAGCCCGUGCCGGAACGGCCACCCAGACCUGAACGGGCGCAGGAUCAUGACACCCAUGAGCGUCGGAAGAGAAGAAAACCUAAACCGUCCGCUUUUGCAAAGGAAAUGGAGAUUGCGGAGAAGCGCAGGAAAGAGGCGGAGAGGCGCAGAGAAGAGCGGGAGUUUAAACAGAAAGACCGCGAGGCCAUGGCUAGAGCGAGGAAGCCUGCUCCGGACGGCAAAAGGAGAUUGGGUCGGGAGAGCCAGGUCUUGCUUAACAGGAUUCAGCACAUGGUCGGUCAAACGUAG
Aspergillus pseudoviridinutans is the source of this 627-nucleotide messenger RNA. RefSeq lists its product as uncharacterized. The coding region runs from base 1 to 627 and encodes 208 amino acids. NCBI's taxonomy places the organism in Eukaryota, Fungi, Ascomycota, Eurotiomycetes, Eurotiales, Aspergillaceae. The record is from RefSeq and is a predicted model, not a curated record. The transcript has 2 exons.